Molecule: messenger RNA, 297 nt
Organism: Cantharellus anzutake
Lineage: Eukaryota; Fungi; Basidiomycota; Agaricomycetes; Cantharellales; Hydnaceae
Exons: 3
Coding region: 1-297 (98 amino acids)
Source: RefSeq, a predicted model, not a curated record
AUGUUCCAUGAUCCAACACAGCCAGACAAACCUGGAUCAUUGAUUGUUGCGAGCAGGAAGACCAGCUUUCUUCUCUCAUUUCCCCUUGCUGCUCAGCUGGAGCCUGUGUCGCCUAGCACACCUCGCAGUUCUCCUAUUGAGACCGACCCAGACCUUCCUAGUCUUACCUCCACUUCCACUGGAUCUCUUGACCUUAGCUCCGAGCAGCUCGGUAUCCUGACAAUUUUCAGCUCAAAUGGUCCAGCCAUUGUGAAGUUAUACCAACGACAGGAAUAUAGAAAUCCGCAUCAUGUUUAA